This is a messenger RNA of Pseudogymnoascus verrucosus, 2099 nucleotides long. It is a transcript of the gene POS5, whose product is annotated as NADH kinase pos5. The transcript has a single exon. Lineage: Eukaryota; Fungi; Ascomycota; Leotiomycetes; Thelebolales; Thelebolaceae. The record is from RefSeq and is a predicted model, not a curated record. Gene Ontology annotation, biological process: NADP+ biosynthetic process; NAD+ metabolic process. Gene Ontology annotation, molecular function: NAD+ kinase activity. Bases 162 to 1451 code for a protein of 429 amino acids.
UAUCUCUGCAACAUCCAAGAACCUUAUCACCAACUCAUAUUAGCUUUCUAACCUCUUCCGUGCUUUACAUCCCGGGAUUGGUCGAGCUGAAUGAGUAGCGACGAUGCCUAGUGUUUGUUUACUGGAACUUAUAACUCGACUAACUCAACAGUAAGCUCAAGAUGCUGCUGCGUCACUGGCGACUUCGAAGCACCCCGACGUCUUGCCUACGAUUAUUCUCCCAGUCAAGUCGAAGGCAGGAAAUCCGUGAUCUCGCUCAGUUGCCAGAUCGAAUUAUCCCCAAAUACCUCGAGAGUCAACAAAGCGACCUCCUCUCCUUACAGUGGCCCUCUCCGCCACGAAACAUACUCUUCGUCAAGAAAGAUGGUGCACCGGCCGUGACAGAGUCGAUGAUAGAGUACGCGAACUAUAUACAUCAAAAUUACGAAAAUGUAUCUCUGAUAUUUGAACCGCAUGUCGCAACAUCUGUCCAAUCAUCCAUACCGUUUCCAAUCUACACUACCUCCGACAGCUCUGUCCUCUCGAGGAAGGCCGACAUGACAACCACUCUUGGCGGCGACGGCACAAUUCUGCACGCCUCUGCCCUCUUUUCCACAACAACCCAUGUUCCGCCACUCCUAUCUUUCAGCAUGGGCACGCUUGGGUUCUUGGGCGAAUGGAAAUUCGAGGAAUUCAAGCGCGCCUUCCGUGAAGUCUACAUGUCGGGCGCUGCAGCUGGUUCGCACCUCUUCCAGGACCAGCAGCACCCCCACGUUCAAGACAUAGCCGGCGGUGAGACGGGAGAUGUGACCGGCUGGUCAUCUAUACGUGGGAAGUCCAUGGGGACAUCCAGGCUAUCAAAAGUCUUGUUGAGGAACAGGCUGAAAGUAGGCGUGUUUGAUGCGAAUGGGCAGAAAGUCAAUAGCGAUGGUACAGUUGAGAGUGAGGUGCGCGAUAUCCACGCCAUGAACGAGGUUAUCAUCCACAGGGGCGCAAACCCUCACAUGGCCAUCAUUGAGAUCUUCGUUGGUGGAAGAUUUUUAACUGAAGCAGUAGCUGAUGGGAUGAUCAUUGCCACACCGACGGGUUCUACAGCGUACAGUCUUUCGAGUGGGGGUAGCAUUAUUCACCCCCUCGUGAGUAGCCUACUCAUGACACCUAUUUGUCCGAGAAGUCUCAGUUUCCGACCGCUUGUCUUACCGGCAAAUACGCCACUGACUCUGCGGUUAAGCGAGAAAAACCGUGGUCGAGAGUUGGAGGUUAGCAUUGACGGAAAGCGUAGCAGCAUGGGUGUUGCCUGUGGCAUGGAAAUUCGGGUUCUGGGGGAGGAUAUUAAGCGUCCGGAUGGGGCCUGGUCUGGCGGCGUACCAUGCGUGAUGCGGGGGACGAAGAGCGGGAUGAAACAUGAUGAUGGAUGGGUUGGGGGGCUGAACGGGCUGUUGAAAUUCAACCAUCCGUUCGGCGAGGAAUAGAGGAUUGUGACACUACCAUGGGACUCAAGAGACGGGAAUACUCUGGUUUUAGAACUACCAGGCGCUGUUCAGAUUAUCUUGCGAGGUAUCUGUGGACCCCAAUGAGAGAAAGUCGAUCUAUAGGACCUAUGAUAUAACGGCCUCUCAUCAUACGGUGCUAGCAUUUAUAACGCCAAUAUGCCGAAUCUUACCACUGAGAAUUAUGACUCAUUGGUAAGGUCGAAAGGCUACCGCUUAUGCCGUGGGAGGAGACCUCCAAUUCUGAACUUACUUGUGGGAUGUCCUCUGGCUAGUUGGACUCAUAAGAAGUCAUACAUAUAACCCAUUGCAAUGGGGAGAUAAGCAUUUAUUUCGUUAAUUUAGCAGGAGUUUCAGGGUUGGGUGGGAGGCGCAACGGAGAUGAGAAACCCCUAUUUAAUAAUCUCUAUAUAUUAUUUUACCGUGCAUAACAUAUUCCACCCGAAAUUCUCCUCCGUAGAAAAUAGAAAACUAAUGAUUAUUAGUAAAAAAUUUUGACCGACCACAAUCCCUGAGAAUGGUAAUAAGAAGCCAACAGUCUAUUGCAGCAUUUGCUCAGAGCACAGGGCUACAGGGUUAGAUCCUGCGGCGGAAACAUAGGUCGAUAGGACCAAGCUCGCGAAUGGCGUG